AUGAGCCGUGUGUCAAUGGUCGCCGGCCACGCCGUCCGGUCUCCCUCCCAGGUUUCGGUGGGUGGUGGCGGUAGGUGGCUCGCCUACAGCUGCGCAGAAGACAUUGUGGUGGUGUGCGCCUUGAAGCACGGCGGUGCUGUUGAUUCGCCUGAUAACAAUAAUGAUGCCACCACCUCUCGUGGCGCCGAUUUUGUAGAUGCGACUCGAACAGUGCUAUUACAAAAUGGUGAAAAGUUGUCCGUGAUUCACCUGCAUCAAAGUAGAGACCUGCUUUGCAUUGGAACUGCCGAUAGCGGCUUAUACUUAACCACUGCGUCAGAUCCAACAUUCGCUGGGGCAACUGCAAAGCUGCCCAUACGGCUUACAGGGGAGAGCGUCUUUGCCGCGUGCUUCCUCAAUAGUGUUCACGAGAGCUCGGACGUGCUAGUGGUCUCAUGCGGCAUGAAAGAGCUCGCGAAGGACCGCUUUCGUCUCUCUCUGUGGGAUGUGCAGACACGGACGUUGCUCUGGCGAGGCUGCGCUGAUGCGCUUGAUGUUAUUGUGGCACUGCCGGGCUCCAGCGGCUUCGCCUCCUGCACGUCACGGGAAGUGACGCUGUGGAGUGUGCAACGGUCCGACGUGGGCGAGGCGAAGACGCAGGAAGGCAGCAAAAAUGCUUCUGCUGCUGCUGCUGCUGCUGCAGCCUCUUCUUCCUCUCUGGCCGCCAGCACUGGGACCGCAAAGUGCGAAGAUACCGGCAGUGGCACAUUGACGGUAUUAAGCAAACCCUGCAGCGUUGUGAGCGAGCUGCGGGACACCGAAUUUGUUGCGUUGGUGCCACCCGUUGAGGGCGAGACCACGCUGACGGCACUGACAACGGUUGGAUUUCUGGUUUCCUUCGAUUGUCGCAGUGGGGCGGCGGUGAAGUGGAUGGACUGCAAGGUGUGCCCCGCCACCGCGGCUUAUCAAAGUGCGAACAACGUCAUUGUGUGUGGUGCGCUGGUCCGCUUCUUUUCUGCCGAUAGCUGGGAGUUUCGUGGAAAGAUUAAGCAGAACGGUCCGCCAACGGUUGUGAGCUCUUCGUUCCUGACGCGGCUAAUGGAUUCGCUGUGCACUGGAGCCGCAGUAUGCCCAAAUGGUGACAGGCUUAUGCUCUUCUACAGCGGCGGUGAUCUGUCGCGGUACCGGGUCACAGAAUCCACGAGUGGGACGAUUAAGCUUUCGUUUCAGUGUGUUUACCAAUACACGCCGGUGUUGCCUGAUGAGGAGCCGCUGCGGUGGAUACCACUGGCGGCGAACGUGCUGUGUCUGUGGUCUCCGCAGCGGCUGCGACUCUACGAUAUGACGCUGCGGUCAUGCAGCAGCAUGGCUCUUGAGAGCACCUGCGCCACCUAUCACACUGAUCUUAAUGUUCUGCUGGUAUACGUGCCCUCCGCGUACGAAAUAGCCGCGAUUAUGCCCAACCUGGAGGAGGUGCUGUGCCGACUCAGUGUGGCUGAGCCGCUAACGAGCCUUGUUGCAUAUAGAAAGAACCAGUUUGUGGGUCUUUCCCCCGAUAACAGUUUAUUUUACUUUGAGGGACGGUGGAACGAGGGUACAAAAUUCUCCCUGCAGGCAUUACACACCACACGUCUGACAAGCUUCAAGGUGCCAUUGACACAACUUGUGUGGGCAGAAGGUGCACUGUGCGCUGCUUCGACCCAUUUGCUGGCGAACCUGCAGACUGGAAAGAACGUGUCUUUUAGCGCUGAUAUCAUCUCGUUUACUGCUGCUGGCGAUGCGUUGCUAGUGGUGCACCGCCACGGCUGCGUUGUUGUGGAAGUCGACACACUUCAGCCCGUCGGAGAGCCGUUGCAGGCUGUUGCGCUGAAGGAGGUGGUUUCUGCGCCGAAUGGGGGGCUCGUUGCUCUGCGCAGCGAAGGCGAACUUUCUGUUGUGAGCCUCGCCGAUAGAAAAUGCAUCACACAUCUCAAUUUUCAGCGCGCUGCACAGAACCACCAGAUGACGGUUCUUAUGAGUGUCGGUUUCACAGCCGAUGGUAGUGGCCUCGUCUUGUGCGACUCCAGGGGCAUCUUCACUUUACACGCACUGACUGACACAGGGUUCGACGCAUUAUCAACAACAUCCUCAUCAGCUGCAAGCAGGGCUGUGCCCGAUGCCAAACGACUUACUCAACAGAAGCAACAACACCGAGGGCGCUGCAGCACUCAACGAUCAUCAUCAUGCGGUGGGCCAACGAAUGUUGAGCUACAGUCUCGUUUCAAGGACCUCCACGGCUUCUACGAGUUUACACGGCGCAAACACAAAGAGCACGAGGGUGCUUACAAGAGGGUGAGUGCGGCAACGGCGACAAAAAAAUCACCAAGUGCCCCAGCCAAUUCUACAACAACAGUAACAACAGCUUCUACUACUACUACUACUACUACUACUGCUCCUACUACCGCUACAACUAGAAGCACCAGCGGUGUACUUAUAUUGGCCCAGGGAAACAGCAUACUGCAGAUACCUUCGACACCUCUAGAUCACCCGCUCCCGCCGUUGCGGAAGUGGGAAAGCGACCGUGUGCCAACGGAGCUGCCGCAAGUGCUUGGCGCCGCUGAAAGUUUUGAUGUGGGUGUAUCCACGUCAAUGGUGGAGGUAUCGGCGCUUACUUCCAUUGAGUCGAAGCCCACCUUUAGGUUGCGUACCCUUUCCGAAAGUGAGGCGGACAUGACACCUUCGCUUGCAGCCGACGUAUUGGCGCAGGAUCGCGCGAAGGUGACGUUCGCCGAGGCUCCGGCGUACGGUGUGCGGAGCCCCGCGCGCAAAGGGCAGCCGUCGCUGAGCCCAAUGAGGACACCGGAGGACGACGUUGUGAACAUCGACUCAAUGGAGCGCGAGGAUGUUCAGCGGCAACUGCACCACGACCCAGUUAACAUGGCGCUUGUGCAGCCGUUUGGGAACUUGUCUGCGUCGUCCUCGUCAAGCUCUGUUCGCGCAAGGUCAUUGGAGAUACGUGACCGUCUUAAGGAGCUUGCCGAGGCGUACGACCAGCAGAAAGAGGAUGAAGACAACGAUGCGGACUGUAUAGACGAUGAAACGGUGGAGGAGCUGUUCUCUACAGUGAACCGCCUUUACACAAGGCUGCAGUUGCGCCAGCAGCAGCGGCCCAGUAGUGCGGGUAGUGCCGUAAGCGAAUUUUCAAUUGUGUCGGUCAACGCCAUGCUGGCAGAACUACAGCGCCAAAGUAGCCGUAUCGAGGCGCAAAACCAAGAAAUCCUCGCCAGCUUAAUCAAGAAAUGA
This is a messenger RNA of Trypanosoma grayi, 3261 nucleotides long. RefSeq lists its product as hypothetical. The record is from RefSeq and is a predicted model, not a curated record. Bases 1 to 3261 code for a protein of 1086 amino acids. The transcript has a single exon. Lineage: Eukaryota; Euglenozoa; Kinetoplastea; Trypanosomatida; Trypanosomatidae.